GGUCAGAUGCAGGAGCACUUUGAAAGACUCUUACUGAAAGCCAAAGACGAGCUGGAGGUGCUCAGAGAGAAGUUCAACAUGACCGACCAGGAGCUGAAAAUUACCCAAAAACGGUGCAAGGAAAGAGAGAGUGAUGUGGAAGAUCUAAAGCAACAGCUGCAGUUUGAAAUGAUGAGCAAAACAAGUGCACUGGGAGAUGAUCAUUGCUCUGAGGAUGAAGAACAAUGGCUGAGUGCAGAGAGCGAAAACCUCCAGUGCAGACUGGACAAGGAGAGGCGGAUGUCGGCUGACAUUCAGUUGCAGUCGUCUAUCUUUCAGAAGUUUUCGUUAAAUUGUCACCAUGCAGACCAGGAAAAGAUUGCAGAGCUGGAGCGACAGAUCGAGAUUUCUUCACAAGACCUUGAGGAUGAGAAGCAGAAUUGUUCAUAUUUAAAGAAUCAAAUGGUCCGAGUUCUGAAGAGGCUGCAAAAACCUAAAGACCAUGUGACAAAACAGUCAAAGAGAGACCAGCAGGAUAGCGCCUCGUGUGAAGCGGCCUCCCUGCACCCCGGAGAGAGCCUGACACGGUCUCCUCCCAGCAGCUCGCUGAAUGAAAGCUUCCUGGAGUGUCCGAGCUGCCAAGCCGAGUAUCCAGCCAGUCACUACCGAGAACUGAUGAGCCACCUCGAGACCUGUUGCGACUGAGUCGAGAACGUUUUAAAUUCUGUUUCUUCUGUUAUAUGGAUGGUUUUUUGUGUGCCUACAGUACACCGUGUAACCAGAGGUACAUUUAUCUUAAUAAACUACCAGUUGAGUUGCUGUGUAGGUGCUUCAGAGUAUUUUGAAUGAACCCACAGAAGCUUUGGUGAUGCUUCCUUACUUUAUGAGAAGAUGGCAGAGUUGUAGCCUCCUUUCAAAGUCCAUAGAGAAUUGAUUGUUCUGACUGACUCACACCUUUCCUCUGGCAGCACGUUAACGUCACAACAUC
Messenger RNA from Pseudoliparis swirei, 967 nucleotides. Its product is annotated as centrosomal protein of 55 kDa-like. Gene Ontology annotation, biological process: mitotic cytokinesis; regulation of phosphatidylinositol 3-kinase/protein kinase B signal transduction. Lineage: Eukaryota; Metazoa; Chordata; Actinopteri; Perciformes; Liparidae. The record is from RefSeq and is a predicted model, not a curated record. Bases 7 to 684 code for a protein of 225 amino acids. The transcript is spliced from 5 exons.